CUCCGAUUGACGCUCAAACCCGCUCCCCACGUCGCGUCUACCGACCGCACAAACACCAUGGCUGCAACUACAGCAGCAGCACACCAGCAGCCUGUGCAUGGGCCUGCCUUGACGUUUCCGCGUCCCAUCUUCGCCGCUGUCGCCCCGCAUCCGUUCCUGCAGGCGCACCUUUCAGCGUCGCAGCCCUCCAAAGCGCCCCUUCGCGCCAACAGCCGCACCGCGCACGAAUUCCGAAGGGUCGGCAUCAACACCGGCAGCCUCACGCACUGCAAUGGCUCGGCCGUCGUGCGCCUGGGCAACACCUCGGCCGUGUGCGGGGUGCGCGCCGAAAUACUCCACGAAGAGCAUGUGCAAGGGACCGCCGAUUUUGCGCCCAGCACCGGAAACGAGGCCGAAGAGGACCUAGAGCGCGAGCGCGAGCGCGAGGAGAUUGAGAGCUUGCGGGUGCUCGUACCCAACGUCGAGCUCUCCACAGGCAGCACGCCCCAGCACAUCCCUGGCAAUGCGCCCUCGUCUUUUGCGCAGACACUGAUCACCCGCGUCCGGUCGCUGCUGCUGUCCACGUCCCUCGUCCGGCUUUCCGAUCUACGCAUACUCUACACCCCGCCCAGCAACCCUGACGACCCCGACGCAGAGCCCGAGCCGCAGCUGAAGGGCUACUGGGUGCUCUAUAUCGACAUCUUCUACAUCAGCAUCGAUGGCAAUGCCUUCGACGCUGCUUGGAUUGCCAUCCUCGCUGCCCUAAAGAACAGCGUUAUCCCGCACGCCUUUUGGGACGAAGACCUCGAGACCAUACUGUGCUCCGAUGACCCGUCCGAGGCGCAUCCAUUAACCCUCCGCGGACUGCCUGUCCCCUCGACAUUUGCCGUAUUUGAGGGCAAGCGUGAUUGGAACGAGAGCGGCGAAGACGAAGAGGCCGAUUGGGUGCUCAGCGAUCCGGAUGCAUUCGAGGAGAGUGUAUGCCGGGAAAGCGUCUGCGUGGUUGUAGAUUGUACUGGCGGCAACAAGGGAACAAAAGAUGGUAUAUUGAAGAGGCUGGAAAAGAGCGGUGGGGGAGUCGUGGACCGGGACGUAAUGAAAGGGUUGGUGAAGCGGGCGGUGGACCGGUGGCAAGAGGUGGAAACGGCUACCAACGCGAAGCCUUGAAAGGGUACAGAGUGAGGCAAGAUCUGAUGACAGAAAAAUAGCAAGGACUCCAGGCGCAGUUUCCGUCACAAAAGGAUGAGCGAGUGCAUGCCUGUGGCACACAGGCACUCAUCUGCUGUACAGUCGCGGCUGACCAGUUGGAGGUUUUGACUACCUCAUGUUGGUGACACAGACGCAUCGUCUUCGAAGCUUGGCUGGGUGAAGCCCUUGAUGAUGGACCCGAGGUUGUUGGUCGAGAA
This is a messenger RNA of Paraphaeosphaeria sporulosa, 1385 nucleotides long. Its product is annotated as exoribonuclease family protein. The record is from RefSeq and is a predicted model, not a curated record. Lineage: Eukaryota; Fungi; Ascomycota; Dothideomycetes; Pleosporales; Didymosphaeriaceae. The transcript has a single exon. Gene Ontology annotation, biological process: U4 snRNA 3'-end processing; nuclear polyadenylation-dependent mRNA catabolic process; nuclear polyadenylation-dependent rRNA catabolic process. The coding region runs from base 58 to 1146 and encodes 362 amino acids. Gene Ontology annotation, cellular component: cytoplasmic exosome (RNase complex); nuclear exosome (RNase complex).